AUUUUAUACCAGGAUCCGAAAGAUACUAUUAAAUUAAUUUCAGAAAAAACAAAAAAAAUCGAUUUUCAUAUUAAACGUAUUAAUUCUGCGAAGCAUGUAAUCAAAGUAGGUUCAAUAGCUGACUUUGGUGAAAUAAGGGAUAUUCUCAAGGAGGCCAAGACAAAUUUCUACACGUUUACGCCAAAAGAAUUAAAAAGUCAUACUUACCUUCUUAAAGGACUGACUCAAUCCUUCACAGAAGUCGAGGUAGCAGAUGAGUUACAGAAAAAUUCUUGUGAAAAUCUCCUCUUCACCAAAGUACGUAGGCCACCUUGCGGUGACAUGGGAAAAAUUAAUAAGGAAAGGCGAUGUACAAUGUAAGAGGUGUCAAAGAUAUGGCCAUGUUGCGAGCAAUUGCAAUAUGGGUUACAGAUGCGUUAAAUGCAAAGAACUUCAUAAGCCAGGAGAGUGUCAGAUAUCGCUAGGUAUAGAUAACAAUUCAAAUAAAAUACCCUUUUGUGUAAAUUGUAAAACCGAAGGCCACCCGGCGUCUUAUAGGAGAUGUUCUAAAUUUAAAGAAUAUAAAAUGAACCUGAAAGCACAAAAUGAACGCGCUAAAUCAGAAGUUGCUAGAGUGAUAAAUAAUCCUGCCUUCGUCAAAGAUGGAAUAUCGUUUGCUAAUACACUUAAAACACCAAAACAAGACACGCUUCUAAACACAACUAAAAAUCGUGCUAGCCUCUUAAAAGCGCAGACCACCAAUAGCCCUCAACAUGUAGCAUUUAGCCAAAGCACGACUUAUAACUUCCACAGUCGAAUAGAGAAAUUAGAGAAAAACUUGGAAUUACUGUUUGAGAAAAUAGAAUCCCUUAACAUACAUAUGAAUCAUUUGGCUAACAUGCUAUUAAGCACCCAGCAUAUUCAUUAACGUACAAGC
Messenger RNA from Ceratina calcarata, 916 nucleotides. RefSeq lists its product as uncharacterized. The transcript is spliced from 2 exons. The record is from RefSeq and is a predicted model, not a curated record. The coding region runs from base 254 to 907 and encodes 217 amino acids. NCBI's taxonomy places the organism in Eukaryota, Metazoa, Arthropoda, Insecta, Hymenoptera, Apidae.